CCCUUUUGACCCUUUGGAAGAAGAUAUGGAAGAAACAUUUGUACCCUUUGAAGGAAUCAAGAAUGAUCUCCGAGGAAGGUUGAUGUGCUACAAGCAAGAUUGGACGGGUGGAUUCAAAGCAGGUUUAAGGAUUUGGGCUCCCACCACAUACAUAUUCUUUGCUUCAGCAAUACCAGUCAUUUCAUUCGAACAACUAGAGCGAGACACUGACGGUGUUCUAACUGCUGUUCAAACAUUGGCAUCCACUUCGAUAUGUGGCAUCAUACACUCAAUCCUUGGAGGUCAACCUUUGCUGAUUUUAGGAGUGGCAGAACCUACCGUCAUCAUGUACACAUUCAUGUUCAAUUUUGCAAAAGAGAGACCAGAGUUGGGCCGGGAUUUGUUUCUGGCAUGGACUGGAUGGGUAUGUGUCUGGACUGCGGUGUUGCUAUUUCUCCUGGCCAUCUUGGGAGCUUGCUCUAUAAUCAACAGGUUUACCCGUAUUGCAGGAGAGUUAUUUGGCAUGCUUAUUGCAAUGCUCUUCAUGCAGCAAGCUAUCAAAGGACUCGUGGAUGAGUUUCGCAUACCACAACGAGAAAAUCCAAAAUCAAUUCAGUUCUUACCUUCAUGGAGGUUUGCUAACGGGAUGUUUGCUCUAGUUCUUUCGUUUGGCCUUCUCCUCACUGCACUAAGAAGCAGAAAGGCUAGGUCAUGGCGUUAUGGUAGUGGUUGGCUUCGCAGCCUAAUAGCAGACUAUGGUGUGCCACUUAUGGUCCUAGUUUGGACAGGUGUGUCCUACCUGCCUUCUGGAAGUGUUCCACAAGGUAUUCCAAGGCGCCUUUUCAGCCCGAAUCCAUGGUCACCGGGUGCAUAUGAGAAUUGGACUGUGGUCAAGGAUAUGGUUCAUGUUCCUGUUGUCUACAUAAUUGGAGCAUUUAUCCCAGCCACCAUGAUUGCUGUGCUUUAUUACUUUGACCACAGUGUAGCAUCACAGCUUUCCCAGCAGAAGGAGUUCAAUUUGAGGAAGCCAUCUUCUUACCAUUACGACUUGCUCCUUUUGGGAUUUUUGACCUUAAUGUGUGGCCUUAUUGGAAUUCCUCCAGCAAAUGGAGUCAUACCACAGUCUCCAAUGCACACAAAGAGUCUUGCAACUCUUAAACAUCAGUUGCUUCGGAACAAACUGGUGGUAGCCGCACGAAAAAGUAUGGGAAAGAAUGCUAGUUUAGGACAGUUAUAUGGAAACAUGGUAGAAGCCUACCAUCAAAUGCAGACGCCUCUUAUUUACCAGGAUCCCUCUGCUCGAGCACAAGGACUAAAAGAACUUAAAGAAUCAACUAUUCAAGCAGCUACUAGUAUGGGAAGCAUGGAUGCCCCGGUAGAUGAGACUAUAUUUGACGUUGAGAAAGAAAUAGACGAUUUGCUGCCUGUGGAGGUUAAGGAACAGCGGCUGAGUAACUUGUUUCAAGCAAUAAUGGUGGGAGGAUGCGUUGCAGCCAUGCCUGUCCUCAAGAAAAUACCAACCUCAGUCCUUUGGGGCUAUUUUGCCUUCAUGGCCAUUGAAAGUUUGCCAGGAAACCAAUUCUGGGAAAGGAUCUUAUUGCUCUUCACUGCUCCAAGCAGAAGAUACAAGGUUCUUGAGGAUUACCAUGCUACUUUUGUAGAAACAGUUCCUUUCAAGACAAUAGCAACAUUCACCAUUUUCCAAACCAUCUACCUUCUUGUAUGUUUUGGACUAACAUGGGUUCCUAUCGCGGGGGUCAUGUUCCCUAUGAUGAUCAUGCUCUUAGUUCCGGUAAGACAGUACUUUCUCCCCAAAUUUUUCAAGGGGGCACACCUUCAAGACUUGGAUGCAGCAGCGUAUGAAGAGCAAACAGCUUUGCCAUUCAACCUUGCAACACAAUCAGAGUUUGGAGGUGGUGCUUCUCAUGUUGGAGAAGGUGAGAUCCUAGAUGAAGUUAUCACAAGAAGCCGUGGCGAGUUUAGGCACACUAGCAGUCCAAAGAUCACAAGCUCCACCCCAACACCAAGAACUGAUCCUAAAAGCCAUCUAAGCCCACGUCUCUCAUUUAGUUCACGAGUGGGUGAGCUCAAAACUGAGCAAAGUCCUCGAUCUGGUGCAAGGGGUCCCCUCAGUCCAAAAGCUGGUGAAGUGAGACUAUCAAAUCUGGGAAGAACACCUCUUAAUCCAGAUUCAAAACAGCAGGACCACAACUAAGUAUUAAUCAUAGAAGAUUUCAGUCGUAUGUCUUAGAAGGACUAUUUAGGAGGCUUAUUUCUUGCUACUUUUCCAUUCUAGUUUGUUCUUUAAUUUUUCUUGUCAUGGUUGUAACUUGUAAAGUCCUUUUCCUUGUCCCGUAUACGACAGAUAUGAGAUAUGUAACCAAAGUGUGCCGCUUUCCUAAGUCAAUUGUACCAGUGAAUGUUACUAUAUUUGUGCAAAUGUAUAUCAUCAUCACAAGUUUGCUUCAAUAAAUUGUGACUAGUUUGAGUCUUGUCUUAUUUCA
Vigna unguiculata (cowpea) is the source of this 2483-nucleotide messenger RNA. It is a transcript of the gene BOR1, whose product is annotated as HCO3- transporter family. The record is from RefSeq and is a predicted model, not a curated record. Gene Ontology annotation, biological process: monoatomic anion transport; transmembrane transport; monoatomic ion homeostasis. Lineage: Eukaryota; Viridiplantae; Streptophyta; Magnoliopsida; Fabales; Fabaceae. Gene Ontology annotation, molecular function: solute:inorganic anion antiporter activity. Gene Ontology annotation, cellular component: plasma membrane.